AUGCUUAAAAAAGGAACCUGCCGGGAUCGAACCGGCGACCUCAGGAUUUGCAAUAAAUCAUUAAUUUUGAAAUAAAUUAUGAAAAACAAAAUAAAUAAAUAUUUCUACAUAGUUAGCUAACUAAAAUUAAAAAGGAACCUGCCGGGAUCGAACCGGCGACCUCAGGAUUUGCAGUCCUACGCUAUACCACUAAGCUAAGGCUCCAAUAUAACAAAUACAAAAAAAUAAAAUUAACCCUUUUAAACAAAUAAAACUUUUAUAAAAUAUACUUUAAAAGAUAAAUUAUUAAUUUUGAAAUAAAUUAUGAAAAAUAAAACAAAAUAAAUAAAUAUUUCUACAUAGUUAGCUAACUAAAAUUAAAAAGGAACCUGCCGGGAUCGAACCGGCGACUCAGGCUUUGCAGUCCUACGCUAUACCACUAAGCUAAGGUUCCAAUAUAACAAAUACAAAAAAAUAAAAUUAACCCUUUUAAACAAAUAAAAAUUUUGGAAGAAAAAUAUUAGAAGUAGAUUAAUUAAUAUUAGUUAUAAUAACAAGUUUAGUAUUUAAUUCUCAUUUAUUAAAGAAGCUCGCUUUAAAUAAAAAAUAAUGAAUUAUUAGAAAAAAUUAUGA
Messenger RNA from Tetrahymena thermophila SB210, 612 nucleotides. RefSeq lists its product as hypothetical. NCBI's taxonomy places the organism in Eukaryota, Ciliophora, Oligohymenophorea, Hymenostomatida, Tetrahymenidae. The record is from RefSeq and is a predicted model, not a curated record. The transcript has 2 exons.